Mauremys reevesii (Reeves's turtle) is the source of this 2616-nucleotide messenger RNA. RefSeq names its product C1q and TNF related 4 (gene C1QTNF4). The transcript has 4 exons. NCBI's taxonomy places the organism in Eukaryota, Metazoa, Chordata, Testudines, Geoemydidae. Gene Ontology annotation, molecular function: protein binding. The coding region runs from base 607 to 1725 and encodes 372 amino acids. The record is from RefSeq and is a predicted model, not a curated record.
CUCAGUCAGAGCCCAGGCACCGCUGGGAGCAGACCUGCCCGAGGGAGCUCGUGACUGGGAAGCCACUGGGGCCCAGAGCAGUUGCCUGGACUGGCCGGAGCUUCCCCUCACUCGCUACCGGGAGGACCCGCCAGAGCUUCCCCGUGCCACCUACGACGAGGAGCCACCGGAGACUUCCCCUCUCCACUGUUGUUACCCCGAGGAACCCCCGGAGCAGCACUGGCCGGACUUCCCCGAGGAACUGCUGGAUCUACCCCCCACCCGGGCUGCGAGGAGCCCAUGCUGUGGGACUUCCCAGGAGUGGACGCCGCAGACCAGGGGUACCCAGGGUUGUGAGGCACCUCACCAUCUGUGCAGAGCAUGAAGCAGUCUUGUCUCUGCCUGCUGUGGAUAAGCUUCCUGAAACCAAGAGCCUCUGACUGCACAAGCACUACCUUCCAGACCUCCGCAGGAUCCCCUCUCUCUUUGUACAGUCAGGUUAGAGAACAAAAGAGGAAUUCCUGCUGCAUCUAAUCAAAGAGCUGAGGCUUCCAGCAGAGAGAACCCAACCAGGAGCAGGAAUUGAUCACAGAACUGAGCAGCAGAGAAAUCCAUCCAGAGGCUGAUAUGAUGAUGGCCCUGAAAGCUAAGCUCCUGUUUAGCUUCCUCUGCCACAUGGCCUGUACCCUUGUGUAUGGCUACCCCACUGAUCCUGGGACUGAGUUCCGCUCUGCUUUCUCUGUGGCUAGAACCAGCAGCAUGGAAGGGAGCAUUGAGAUGGUCAUCACCUUUGACAAGGUCUAUGUGAACAUUGGCAGUGACUUUGAUCCCAAGGCUGGGUUGUUUAGGUGUCGGAUCCCUGGGGCCUAUUACUUCUCCUUCACAGUUGGGAAAUACCCCAAGAAAAACUUGUCUGUCAUGCUGAUGAGAAACAAGAAUGAGGUGCAAGUGAUUGUGUAUGAUGAGCAUCACCGUAAGGAGCGGAAGGUGGCUAGCCAGAGUGCCAUGCUGCAGCUGGACUAUGGAGAUACAGUCUGGCUGCGUUUACAUGGGGACCCCAAGUAUGCCCUCUACAGCAAUGCGGGCCCAUACACAACUUUCAAUGGGUAUCUUAUCUAUCCAGAUACUUCUGCCUACUUCCAAAAUGGAGUGGUCUCUCAAGAGCUGGGGGGAGCUGCAGGGCUGCCCCAUCCAGCUAUUCAUCAGCUUUCAGGAGAGCAGAAUGAAGCCUCAGAGGGACACAUGUUGUCCGAUCAGCCCGCUAGAGAACGAGAUCCUCGCUCUGCAUUUUCUGUUGCUCGCUCACAAAGCCUCCUGGGAACAGAUGAGAAACAAACCCAGCAUGAGCCAAUCACAUUUGACAUAGAGUUUGUGAACAUUGGAAGGGAUUUCAAUUCCUCAAGUGGCAUCUUCUUGUGCCGCGUGCCAGGCGCAUAUUACUUCUCCUUCACCAUUGGCAAAAUGCCUUUUAAGACCAUGUCAGUGAAACUUAUGAAAAACCACAAUGAGGUUCAGGCCAUGAUCUAUGAUGACAACCACUCCAAGAGGCGAGAGAUGCAAAGCCAGAGCAUUAUGUUACCUCUGCACUACGGAGACACUGUCUGGCUCUACAGCCACCAGCAUGAUGGCUACGGUGCCUACAGCAACCAUGGCAAGUACAUCACCUUCACAGGGUUCCUUAUCUAUCCAGAGGCUCAGCCAAAGCCACCCCCAAGUCCCAGUUCCCCCACGAGGUCAAAAAUCUAAAUGCAGGUGUGAAAGGAACAUAAGAGAAGCCAAGAUGCAGUGGACUUGGGUGCAAGUCCUGGCUGGACGUCACCCUCUACAUGACAAUGUUAAAGAGCAUGCUAAUGUGUGUCCAGUGCUAUCCUUAUGCUGCACGCUCAUAUCCUGGCUGCAGGGCCAUUGCUGUUUCUGUUUUUUAUCUGUAGAAUGAUCUUUGCAGGGGGUAGUGUGUGUCCAGUGUUACCGUUCAAUUUAAGCAUAAAGCAUGAGGUAGUUUGGUGGCAGGGGUAGUGAAAUGAGCUGUUGUGAUUCAGGGAGCUACUGCAGAAAUGCUGGGAGACCUACUGAAGACAACCCCGCCAGAAGGCACAGCAUCUGGUAACAUUCCUUGCACAUCCAAGGGAGGCCUGCGGGAGAGAAAAUGUAAUUGAAAUGAAUUUAAUAAAAGUAAAAAAAUAAAAUGUGCAGGGUUUGCGGAAACAUACAUUUUUUGUUUAGAUGCUGGACUUGUGUGUAUAGAACUGCCUGCGACACUGAUUCUGGGCAGGAGAGAGGCUCUGAUAUUGUGUGAACUAUUGCAUGUGUUUGUGUUGUGAAGACUGUUAAGCAGAGUUAGAUUGUAUGUCACUGUGCCAGAGUGUAUGUAUUUUGUGGGAGGUCAGGGAAUUGCGGGAGGAGGUAUCCAGUGUUGCCAAUUCUUAUGAUUUUAUUGCAAAUCUCAUGAUACAGUGUCUGAUGUUUUGCUUAAAGCUUCAGCUGCUGAAAUCCACAGAUUGUGUCUGUCUGUCUGUGAAUCCCAGUUUUCAUAACAAAACUCUCCACUAAGUUUCUAGCUCUUGUGGUUAUGGAGAAAAGUUUGAAAACAUGAAUCAAGCAUACCCUAAGGCUCCUAAACAAGAAGGCAAAUAAAAA